AUGGAACAACUUGUAUCGAAUUUACUUCGUGAGACGAAAUAUGAUGAUUUCACAAGGGUUAAGGAGCAGAAACCAGCGGAGAUCCAAGAAAUUGAGAAGAGCGAAUCUCUUCACAGUGUACUGUCUAUUUCUUCUGGAUCAAGCGUUGAGGAUCCAAGCAGUCAACAGAAGAGGUAUCGCAAACCGUCGCAAGCCUUUCUUUACAGCCAGAGUAUUGAAGAACCCAAGAAGGGCUAUGUUGAAAAAGGAAAAUCAACAAAGAUAAUUCAUUUUUAA
Strongylus vulgaris is the source of this 276-nucleotide messenger RNA. NCBI's taxonomy places the organism in Eukaryota, Metazoa, Nematoda, Chromadorea, Rhabditida, Strongylidae. The record is from the annotation of a GenBank genome assembly.